AUGAAGGAAGACAGAAUGAGCAAUCUCUCAGAUGAUAUUCUUCUACUCAUCCUCGAUAAAAUCAACACAUUUGAAGCCGUUAAAACCAGCAUCCUCUCCCAUAGAUGGAAAAACCUGUGGUGUCACCUCCCCCGCCUCCGCUUCCUCUUCAUCUUCGCUACCGAAUACGCCAUCCACGAACUCCACCUCUCACCACUCGACGCUGACACGGAAUCCGUGGAGAAGUGCGUGCUCUUUGCCAUCAAUCACGGCGCCGAAUCCCUCCGCCUCCUCGCGCCCACCAGCCUCAAACUGAGGCUUCCAGCAGCGUUUCUCACCUGCGAGACGCUGCAGGAGCUCGAGCUCUGGAAUCCGUACGGCUCGGUCAAACUACCGCAACGCCUAUUUUUACCAAAUUUGAAAACCUUUCAUCUCGAAACCCUUCUGGUCUUCGAUGAUGAUGACAUCAGCAUGGAGCCCUUUUCCGGGCUCCCGGAGCUGGAGAAGCUUACUCUGAUCAAGUAUUCGCGGGAUGGCAUUGUUAUAAAGGCUCCAAAGCUUCGACUUCUUGAAAUCAUCGAUAUCCCUAAAGUGGAAGAGAUUUCUGCCCCGUUGCUUACCUCGUUUAUAUACCGUGGUAAUAAGGCUUGGGAAUGUGAAAAGGUGAAUCUCCCAAUGUUGGAACAAGUCUACGUACACAUUUAUAACCAUCGUUAUUGUGUCAAUCAUAACAACUUUAUAAGGAUGUCUGAUCAAUUAUUAGGGAAUGCCACCACAUAUAGAUUUGAAUUUGGAACUCACUUACAGGGUCUUGAACACAAUGAUGGCCCCUUCGAGGUGAAGAAAAGAGGUAGCCUAUUACGCUCAGUGUUUCGGUGUUUCAGGGAGUAA
Salvia splendens (bonfire salvia) is the source of this 870-nucleotide messenger RNA. RefSeq names its product F-box/FBD/LRR-repeat protein At1g80470. The record is from RefSeq and is a predicted model, not a curated record. Gene Ontology annotation, molecular function: protein binding. NCBI's taxonomy places the organism in Eukaryota, Viridiplantae, Streptophyta, Magnoliopsida, Lamiales, Lamiaceae. Bases 1 to 870 code for a protein of 289 amino acids. The transcript has a single exon.